AAUCUCGCAUUCUUGAGAUUUGAUUCAUGCGUGGAUCAGCCCUCGAUUUGGUGCCACCUAUGAGCUGAAGAUGACGACCCUUCUCGACCCAGAUUUCCCCUGCUCACUUACAAUCGACUUGCCCCUCCCCACGGCUCGUCUUGCGUCUGCGGCUCUGCAAGCUUUGCGCGUUGACAAGGAACUUUCCCCUCUCGUUCGAAGAUCAUUUUCUACAAUCUCUCCUACCUCAAAUGAAGUUGGAGAUGCAAUAAUUGUCGACUCUUCUGCAGAGACAGUCCUGAGAACAGAAUAUAAAGCAACAACGAACAGGAUGCUAAGAGUUGCAGUCAAUGGAUUCAUGGAGAGUUUAAGUGUGGCACUUGGAGUUAUGGAAGAACUCGACGUCGAUGUUCUCGAUGCAGAAAUAAGCAAGGGAUGAAAGAUCUGAAAAGCAAGAUACUUGUAUAUUCACAAAAGACCCCGCAACCCAAUUGCAGAACCUAAUGGGGCAAUAUCAGAAAGCGGCGUUGAGUGUUGGAGAUCAAGUCAGAAUCCGGGGUUGGUUUCGACAGCCUAUGAACUGUAAAGCUUUGAGAGCACGUGGGCUGUCUUACCUUUGACCAUUUUCUUGGUUUGAUGCGGUGUGGCACAUCCGGAU
Messenger RNA from Mollisia scopiformis, 637 nucleotides. RefSeq names its product transcription factor Pcc1. The coding region runs from base 71 to 418 and encodes 115 amino acids. NCBI's taxonomy places the organism in Eukaryota, Fungi, Ascomycota, Leotiomycetes, Helotiales, Mollisiaceae. The transcript has 2 exons. Gene Ontology annotation, cellular component: EKC/KEOPS complex. The record is from RefSeq and is a predicted model, not a curated record.